Messenger RNA from Schistosoma turkestanicum, 3176 nucleotides. The record is from the annotation of a GenBank genome assembly. Lineage: Eukaryota; Metazoa; Platyhelminthes; Trematoda; Strigeidida; Schistosomatidae.
CUACUUUGCAUGUUCACAAAUUGAUUUGUCUAGGUCAUUUCGCGUGCAGAUUAUGAUGUCUGAUGCAGCUAGAAUUGAUGUUGACCGCUAUGGACAGGAUCAUUUAUACACUUUCUGGGAUGAACUUAAUACAGAGGAACAGUCUGAACUUCUUGAUGAUAUUUCUAGGAUAAAUUUCUCUGCUGUCAGUCGCAUCACGGAUGCUCCUCCCGAUUGCUCUUCGGGACUCGAUGAUAAACUCCUGCCACCUGACCCAAAAGUUUGCGGAUCUCUAGCGGAGUUGCGCACUUCACAGCCUCUUUUACUGGAACGCUAUUUCAAUACUGCUUUGAAGGCAGUCAGUGAAAAUAAAGUGGCGGUCCUAUUGUUAGCGGGUGGCCAAGGGACACGGCUUGGUGUUCCCUAUCCUAAAGGGUUGUAUAAGCCGAAUUUGCCAUCAGGUCGUUCAUUAUACCAACUUCAAGCUGAGCGUCUUCUUCGCGUUUCUCAAAUAUGUAAAGAAACAUUUGGUAAAACUCCUUCAAUAACUUGGUAUAUCAUGACUUCUGAGCAUACAAAAGAAACAACUGUACAAUAUUUCAAAUCAUUUGAUUAUUUCGGACAUAAUCGUGAUAAUAUAGUGUUUUUUGAACAAUACACUCUUCCAGUCUUCUCUGUAGAUGGAAAAAUACUAUUGCAAACAAAGUCUAAAUUAACUUCAGCUCCAGAUGGAAACGGCGGAUUGUACAGAGCUCUCAAAGAGCGUGGUAUUCUUGAUGAUAUGAAAUCAAGAGGAAUUGAAUAUGUUCAAAUUUAUUGUGUUGAUAAUAUUCUAGUAAAAAUACCUGAUCUUCAUUUUAUUGGUUACUGUAUUGAAAAUAAUGCAGAUUGUGCUGCUGAAGUUGUUCAAAGGCUUGAUCCAGAAGAACCGAUAGGAGUUGUUGGAGUAGUAGAUGGUCGAUAUCAGAUUGUCGAAUAUAGUGAAAUAUCUCGUGCUAAAGCCUAUUUACGUGUGAAUCAAUACAACUCUCAUAAUAAUAACAAUGAUAAUAAUAAUAACAAUGUAGACAGUAAAGAUUUAUCAUAUUUCAAUGAUACAAAUCGUUUAGUUUAUAGUCAUGGUAAUAUUUGUGUACAUUUUAUGACAAAAUCAUUUUUGGACUAUGUUUGUCAAGAUGAGAUUCAAAUGAAAAUGCGCUAUCAUCGAGCUCAAAAAAAAGUUACUUGUAUUGAUUUGAAUACAGGCGAAUUGAUUGUACCACAAAAACCGAAUGCAAUUAAAUUUGAAAAAUUCGCUUUUGAUGUUUUUCCAUUUGCUAAACAAUUUUUUAUAUGGGAAGUUCCAAGAGAUGAACAAUUUUCACCACUUAAAAAUGGAUUAAAUGCAAUUAAAGAUUGUCCUCAAACUGCACGUUUAGAUUUAUUGACUUAUCAUACACGUUUAGCAAAAAAUGCUGGUGCAUUAUUCACCAUCAACAAUAACAAUAACAACAACAACGGUAAUAAUAAUCAUAAUGUGACAUCGAAUGGAAAUGGACAUUUACAUAAUAAUAAUAACAGCAGUGUACAUGAUGAUACUAUGGCAUUGAUUGAAAUUUCACCUUUGAUUACUUACAAUGGUGAAAAUUUAUCAUUUUUAAAAGGUGUUGAAAUUCAUGGUCUACAUUGUUUGGAACAAGACAAAGAAACUGGCAAACCUGUUCUGAUUCCUUGUAAAAAAGAAUGAUCAUUGAUAGGAACUAUUAUAUCUACUAGAUCUAGUCAAUGAGUUUUCUCUAUGCAACACACUUAAAGAUUCGUUAUGUUUGAAAAGGAAAAAAAUAAAAUAAAAUUUUGGGUUUUUUCCACCUCAUGGUAUUCGUUGCCUUUUCUGUUUUGUUUUUUAUCCAUAAUGCUGUGAAUUUUCCAUCAGAGGUGUUUAUCCUUUCUUCAUAUAUAAUACAUUUCUAGGUGUUGUACACUACUGUUUCCCAAUGUUUUUUUUUUAAUUAAAAUAAGAAAAAUGGUCAAUUUUUUUGUCUUUCUUUGAAUAAAUGCCUUGGCAGAAUGUGUUUGUGUUGUUUUUUUAAAAAAAUUUUUUUUCUACUUUCAAUAUGAUAAUCAUUCCAUUAAUAUGAAUAAUUUUCUUUAUUUGUAAUUGAUUACUUAUAUGGUAUCAUUUUUAAAACUUAUUUAUUGUUCUUCUAAAUUGUGAUUUAUCUUUUCAUUCGGAAUAGACAAUGCACAAUGCAUCAAAUAUUGUGCGUGCGUGUGUGUGUGUGUGUGAAUGUGUCUACGUGUAGGUGUAGGUGUUCAAUCAGUGAAGAGAUUCAUUCAAUGUUCAUUAUUUAACCUUUUUUGUUUAAAAAAUAUAUUCUCGGUGUUAUAUUAUUUACAUAUAUACAUAUUUUUUUGCAGUAUACUGUUGUUGUUAUUAUCAUUAUGCUCUGUCACUAUUUCAUUAUUCGGUCUAUGAUACAUACUUUAUUGUUGCCUUUUUUUACAGACAGAGAGACACAAUAGUUACAACUUGAUUUCCAUUUUUUUUUCAUCUCUUUUAAAUAAACAAAUUUUUUCUCUGCUGGCAGUCUGAUUUUUUUGGUUUGUUUAGUUAUUGAAGAAGAAAAUGAUAACAGUUUGUUUCGCCUUUUGUUAAUGAGUACAAAAUUUUGAUUGAUCUGCUGAAAUAUAAUCAACAAUACAUAAUUAUUAUCAAUGAUUUCAGUUUUUUCCAUAAAUUGUAUUGUUUUAAUCUUUUCAUGUAUUUACCUUUACCCCAUGCCUAACCCUCCUCCUUCAUCCAGACUUAGGACCGGCAUCCAUCCUAGAAGAGCUUCAGGCGGAGGUGGAUAGGACACAUAUUGAAGAAAGCACGCUAGGGCGUUAUGAGGCAACACCUCACUUUGAACCCGCAUGACCAAAGAACACAUUUCGCCGAGAAUUGAAGGUGGACAUAAAAAGAAUGAACUGAUAUUGGUAAGAACUGGAAAGGGAAGGCCCAUGACAAAGUAGGCUGGAAAAUGCUAGUUGGUGGCCUAUGCUCCACGAGAGGUAACAGGCGCAAGUAAAUAAGUAUGUAGUGAAUAUUAGCUUCAAUUGGAUGGAAAACAGAAAGUUUCUCUGGAGGAGUUGGUGCGUCUGGAGAUUUCGGAGAGAUUACGUUCUGUCAUAAAGCAACAUGUUGAGUGAGAGAGAAGCCUGUUGUAACUGAUUUAUUC